AUGAACCCCUUGACAGAUUUUCACCCGACAAGUUUUCCUGUCUUGUCAUUUAAUGGCUACCAGGGCUCGCCGAAAGAUCAGAUUGACCUUGUCAUUGACGAUUACCAUGAUAUUGCGAGAGAACCAGCAAGAGUCAACGCUUUGGCAGUAGCAUGGGGACUAGUGCUGGCUACUUAUACGAAUUCGACUGAUGUGCUGUUUGGUCUUGUACGGCCUUGUUCUUCUGGUGUGCAACCAUAUGCUCUGAGACUCCAACCAGAGGAUUCCGUCAUGGCAGCAUUGAGUCAGGGGGAGGAUAUUAUCAAUGCAUCGGAUGAGACAGUGGAAAGCGCCAUCAAAUUCAAUAACAUUUUCGUGAUUUGCAAAGCUGGCGAAGAAAGCUCUGAAGCAAAAAGCAACACAUGUCCUCUCCAAAUAAAUUGCCGAAUCCAGCCAGAUGCCAUUCAAAUACGAGCUAUUUUUGAUGGAGAACUUUUGGCGCUGGAACUCUUGAGGACCAUUCUCUUUCAACUGCGCCACGUCUAUACAAGGAUCAUAUACAACCCCCAUAUAUCUGUUGCCGACGUCCAAGGCAGUAGUCCGGAAUCCAUUGAGAAGAUCCUUCAGUGGAAUGCGGAAACAACGCCUCAACGCGUUGAAAAACUCGCUCAUCAUCUCAUCGAGCAACAGUGUCGUGAACAGCCAUCUGCUCCAGCGAUCAGUGCAUGGGAUGGUAAACUCACGUUCAGCGAACUGGAUGAACAUGCAUCCAAAAUGGCCGCUCGCUUAGUGGCCAGUGGCGUGGGCCCAGAUCAGUUUGUUGGCCUGCUCAUGGAGAAAUCCAUGUGGACUACUGUGGCGAUCUUUGCGGUGUUAAAAGCUGGUGGGUGCUUUUAUCUCCUGGAUGCCUCGCAACCCGCCAAACGUCUCGCUUUGAUGUGUCGCAAGGCUCAACCACGACUCAUCCUAGUGUCAGCCAAACAUGAAGCUCUGGCUGAGCAGUUGGACGUCCCCAUCUGGGUAGUUCCUCGUGAUUCAGAAACGGGUGAAAUUUCCGCAGCGGAGUCGCAACAACUCGCAGCUGUUCAGCCGCAUAAUAUCAUGUAUGCGGGUUUUACCUCUGGCUCGACAGGUGAGCCUAAGGGCUUUGCGAUGGAUCAUACAGCCUUCGCGAGUGGCCUGACGAACUACUGCCAACAAUUAAGUUUGUCUCCUCAGUCGCGUGUAUUACAAUAUGCCUCCUAUGCUUUCAUCGUCAGUCUCACAGACCAACUCGCUCCUCUUACUCAGGGUGCCUGUAUCUGCGUACCAUCCGAACAGCAGCUGCAGGACGACUUGCUAGGGGCAAUUCGUCACCACGAUGCGAAUUGGCUCAAACUGACACCAUCGGUGCUUCGCCUUCUGGAGCCUGGAGAGAUUUCUGGACUGAAGACAUUGGUCAUGGUGGGUGAGCCCAUGGCAGCGACGGAGCUGGCCAAGUGGCAGCAUAGUGGGGUCAACCUCUUGUCCCUGUAUGGAAUGUCGGAAAACUCCAAGGGUUGCAGUUACGGCAGUCGCAACGAGUCCGGCUGCGAUAUUCGCCAGUUCAGCCGGCCACUAUGUGCAACUCCGUGGGUGGUCAGUCCUCAUGAUCCAGACAUCCUCAUGCCGAUUGGGGCGGAAGGAGAGCUGCUGCUUGAAGGGCCAUGUUUGAGUAGAGGAUAUAUGGAUAAUCCAGAGCAAAACCGGAUGACCUUUUUGCACGAUCCCGCUUGGCUGAAACAGCUCCGACCCGAGAGCAAUAGUCGGUUCUUGAGGACAGGUGAUCUCGCCAAACACAACCCGCACGAUGGGACCUUACACUUGCUAGGCCGCAAAGGAACUGGGCUGGUCAAAAUUCGCGGCCAGCGGAUCGAGCUUGCUGAGAUCGAACACCACCUGUGCCCUCAAUUCAACACUCAAGAACCGGCGGUGGUCGACGUGGUCAUUCCAUCAGAUGACACAGCCCAAAACGCACUGCUGGUUGCCUUUGUUCCUAUUGGAAAGCAACAGUCCACGCUCCAUCGGGAUGGUCUGGUCGAAGGCCUCUUUGCCUUACCCACUCAGGAUUUCCGCCAGAAAGCCAGAAACGCCCUGUCAAAUCUGCACCAGGCUCUCCCCAGUUUUAUGGUCCCUCCGGCAAUUGUGGCCACUGUAGCUUUGCCACAAACCGCCACUGGUAAGCUGAAUCGGCGAGUGCUGCGCGAAGAAGCAUCCAAGCUGUCCCGCAAAGACCUGCUAGCAUACAUCUCCCACGACUCUGCCCAUCAAGAUCCCACAACCCCCCAGGAGAUUAUCAUUCAAACUGUUUGCUCGCAGGUGCUUAACCUUCCAUUGGCAACGAUUGGAAUGCAGUCCAACUUCUUUGAUCUCGGCGGUAACUCUAUUACCGCUAGAGAGUUGGUAACGAAGUGCCGGCAAAGCGGCCUGCAUAUUACCGUGGCCGAUAUAUUCCGAGCAUCAUCCCUGCUGAGUCUUGCUCAGUGUCAUCAAGUUGUUGACACCUCAGUCCCAACCGAGGCAUAUGACCCGUUCAAGGCAGUUCGGGAUGAUUUUCUCGCCAAUCUCCCGGCUUCGUUGGCCGUAGACCAGAUCGAGGACGCUUUUCCAACACUUGAGGAACAAAAUACCAUGGCUUCCACACAUAUGCUCGACUACCACCUUUAUGAAUUGAACGGCCCCGUUGAUGCAUCCCAACUCCAUCAUGCCUGCCAAGCAGUUGUCGACAAGCAUACCAUCUUACGCUCGAUUUUCAUCCCCUUCCGGGAGGACAUACUACAGGUUAUUCUGCGCCAUGUAGAUGUACCCUUCACCAUUCAUGCUUCAGGAGACCAAAGUGCUCAAAUCUGGGCCAAAUCAUUUUGCGAGGCCAAAUUGAAGAAAACCUAUCUCGCAAAUGAGCCCCGAGUUGAGUUCAAACUAGUUCAAGAUGCACCCAACCACUCCAUCCUGAUCAUCAGGCUGCUACACGCCCAGUACGAUGCAAUCGGUCUCCAGAAGCUUGUAUCCGAUCUGUGGGCCGAAUACGAUAACCAAGAAGCUCGCAUCGAAUCUGACUUUGCCGCUUAUGCGCGUGAGUGCUUCCGACAGAGAACCUCCCAGGCGUACGAAUUCUGGGGAAACCUGCUCCAGAAUUCACAAGUCACUCCAGUUCCCUUGCCCACUAUUGCGGUAGAAUGUGAGGAAAGCGUGGGCUUCGAGAGGGAGAUGCCUUUGCCUACACCCCCCGCCGGGAUAACCAUGGCUACGGUUAUCAAAGUAGCAUGGGCAACGGUUCUGCAAGAAUGGACAGGCUCCUCCGACGUUGUGUUUGGGCAAUUGAUCACCACGCGAAGUCUACUUCUGCCCGGCGUUGAAGAAGUUCUCGGUCCUUGCACUAAUACAAUUCCAGUGCGAAUUCAACGAACUCUGAAAUCCGAGACUCCCCAUGAUCUACUUCGUGCUGUUCAGUCUCAGCAUGCUGAGAGUAUUGGGUUUGAGACCAUUGGAUGGAAUGAUGUGGUGGACAAUUGUACCAAGUGGUCUACAGGAAGUAAACCAGGAUCAGUGGUAUUGUUUCAAAACUACAACAAAAGUGUAAGAACACAGUUUGGUCAGCUGUCCUGCCAGAAGAGUACGCAGUUCUUCAAUCUCCCCCCUGAGGAUGUCGUAUGGUUGCUUGUGUUUCCUACUAGCACGACUGCUUUGUUUGUGAUCGAGUCGUCCAACUCGAUUCUCAGGAAGGAUGAGGUGGACCCACUUCUGGAUCGAUUCUGUGAAGUCUUGCUGGAGCUUUGCAGCAAGCAGAAGGAAUGA
Penicillium expansum is the source of this 3792-nucleotide messenger RNA. It is a transcript of the gene nrps6, whose product is annotated as putative nonribosomal peptide synthase. Gene Ontology annotation, cellular component: cytoplasm. The record is from RefSeq and is a predicted model, not a curated record. NCBI's taxonomy places the organism in Eukaryota, Fungi, Ascomycota, Eurotiomycetes, Eurotiales, Aspergillaceae. The transcript has a single exon. Gene Ontology annotation, biological process: secondary metabolite biosynthetic process; amino acid activation for nonribosomal peptide biosynthetic process. Gene Ontology annotation, molecular function: catalytic activity; phosphopantetheine binding. The coding region runs from base 1 to 3792 and encodes 1263 amino acids.